Molecule: messenger RNA, 1338 nt
Organism: Cyphellophora europaea CBS 101466
Lineage: Eukaryota; Fungi; Ascomycota; Eurotiomycetes; Chaetothyriales; Cyphellophoraceae
Exons: 2
Coding region: 1-1338 (445 amino acids)
Source: RefSeq, a predicted model, not a curated record
AUGGCUCCCACUACUCUCCGAAAUCCAGAGGACACUCUCACCGGCGAAUCGUCCUUCGACGUCCUACCUCCGCUCACUGCUUUCCACCCUCCUUUCAACGCGAAACUCCGCUUGCCUCGCAGCAAUAGUCGCCGACCUGCUACCUCAGUCAACCCCGACACAGCCGCGUGGUUCGCCUCCUUACCCUCUGCUAUACGGCGCAAGCACUUCUCCAAAGAGGAGCAGGUCCUGCUUGCCAACGAACGUCAGACCGUCAUCCUUGACGCAGCUGAUGAGCUACUGCAGAGGCAGGUCGCACCUCUAGAUAGCGCCUCUCUCACUCUGCGACCGCACACUUCAUAUUCGGACGCUUGCUCGGAACGGUAUUUCUCCUUCGACGACUUCGAUUCUGAACGUGAUCCUGCAAACGACUGGUCGCCACAAGAAAGUGACGUUGAAGAGAUGGAACCCAAGCAGCUAGUGGACAGCCUCAGCUGGCUCGAUGAGGGAGAUGAACUCGACCUGCGGCUUGAUGACUAUCAUACCGCCAUCGCUGAAACAAAUCAGCGACAAGCAGCUGCACCUCACCGCCAGUCCUAUCGACGGACUCUAUCCCUGAGUAACAUGUCUCUCCGACGAAGCUCUAUCUCGUCGCCCACCAAAUCGGUGACCCGCGGGUCCACACCGCCUGUGCCCCCCAAACCCGCACAAGCUCCUGCUACGCCUAACCGACAGUCAAUGCAACAUGGCACGAAAUCGUCAGUCUCAAGCAUCGACCCAAGAGCUACACAUUAUCAAGACCCUGCGGCACGGAUGAAGCUACGGGUAUACCUUGCCAGUCCAUCAAAGUUCGAUGAGGCCGUCGAGUUCGGUUUUCCCUCUAUGCAGGACAAGCUCAGCAAAGCCUCAGAGCGGCCCAAAACAAGCCCACGCACAACCAACGACUCAGGGCGGAGUUUCUCACCCGAUGACACCCCCUCGCUCGCUGGAGAUGAUGGCUCUUCACAGGGCGACGCUUUUCCAGACCCGAGAACUCCUGAUGACAGCGAGUUCCGGGAAAUCCGACGUUCCCAGAAGAGCAGUGUUGACCGUACCUCUGUCAAGCCACAAGUCGUGCGCCACGAGCCUUAUGCCCACUCCACCACCUUUGAUCGUGAGAUGACCAUUCAUAUGACUCUCACUCGGCCUGAUCUACGCUCGCCAUCCGACUAUCGUCCAUCUUCACGACAUAUCAAUGCACAACCACUCGAGCAACCACCAUUACCGCCCCUUGACAACCCUGCAGCGGUUUGGAAUGAGCUACCAGCGCCUCGUCCGUCCAGAGUGAAGAACCUCUGGAGAAGGUUGAAGAUGGCUUGA